Molecule: messenger RNA, 4789 nt
Organism: Triplophysa dalaica
Lineage: Eukaryota; Metazoa; Chordata; Actinopteri; Cypriniformes; Nemacheilidae
Gene: znf839
Product: zinc finger protein 839
Exons: 7
Coding region: 322-3543 (1073 amino acids)
Source: RefSeq, a predicted model, not a curated record
AUCUAAAAAGAAUUACGCCAAUAGAUAACGGCGCGCAAAUUUUAUUUUCGAAACGGAAAUGACGUGAUUUGUUGUCACCCAUCCUCCGCGCUGUCGUCAUCAGUGGCAUGGAUUGGAAAACCGAUUGAGUGACUACCGUUACCUUCGCGAGUCUCGCUGGAUUAUAGCCGCUUUCAAAAUUUGAAAUGUUAAUGACUGGGCUUUAAAUAUCGCCCAUAUAAGCCACACCGUGAACAUUAAUUGUGCUAAAAUACGCGUGUUUUCUCUACUUCUCUUGUUACGAUUCUUACGUAGCUAGCAAGUUUUGCUCCCGCAACCAAAAUGGCGGACAAUGAAGACGAUAAUAAUUCAGCGUCCAGCUCUGCUGCAGCUAAAAUGGAAAACGUGGACUCCGGCGGCUCUCUGCAGUCCGAGGCAACACAAACUGCAGCCGGGGGUGAAAACAAUCCCCAGGGAGAGAGUAAUGAACCAUGCACCGUGAACCCGUCUGAAGAAGGGGGCGUUGAUCAAGGCCUCACCGAGGUAACGUUAAUGCACAGCGACUCGGGGAUGGAUGUGAAAGUUGUGGACGGUAACAUUACUCAAGAAGUGAUCGGGCAGAUAGUGGCCGGCGAGGUAGUGACCGAUCCGAGUAUCAUAGCGUCUUAUAUUCAGAGUGCUGCGGAGGCUGGUGUGACCGCUGAAUGCACCACCGUCAGCGGUGAAGUCUUGAGCGCGCUCUCGCCGACGACCACUAUCAUUUACGUGCAGCCUGACGGCAGUUUUGUGGAGAGUUCGGGGUUGUCGGCCGAGGAGCAGCAACAGUUAAUCGAGCAGUUAGCAAAACAACAGUUAGUCCAUGUGGCGGGGAGCGAGGCGGCUUUGAAAUCCACGGCUCCCAUCGUGGACGUGCAGCAGCUUAUAGUGAAUAAAGCGCAGGUGAUCGCCCAGGCAGAGACCGCUGCUGCUUAUACAACGAGCCCGAAGACCCUGCAGAGAGCUGUCACGUCGCAUCCGACAUCUCACAUUACGUUUGAUGCGACUAAUUUGCAGGCGGCGGCGGCGAUUCAACCGCAGCCCGUGAGCGUCGUGCAGAACGCGUCGCAGCAGCUGCAGAGCGCCGCCAAACAGGUCGCGCUGCAGCACUCGCAGAACGGCGCGCACACGACCAGCUCAAAGGCAGGUGAGCCCAUCCAAAUUCAAGUGCAGAUCCCACCGAAGUCAGACAACAAGCAGCCCCAGACAACUCCAAUUACAAUUUUUCAGCCACAUAAUCUCUCUGCCGGUCAGCCGAUUGUAAAGGUAUCAACUAUAGGGACAUUGAGCAGCCCACAGGUGAUCCACAUUACGCCUAUGCCUGGACAACAGCAGUAUUUCUUACAAAACCCAAAUGAUCCUCCUAUCCAGCUUCUCCUUCAGAAACCAACUCCUGUGGUUAGCACCAUUACUGUUCCCGUCACCCAUACGGUUGUUCCUGCGGCUUCCGUGGUCAAGUACCCAUCAGCCAAACCUGCUAUCAGCCCAGCCCCGACUACAAAGAUCUUUGUACCGACAUGCAAACCUGCUGUUGUCCAAGCCAUGCCUACAAAGAUCCUCACGCCAUCAGCCAAACCUGCCCUGGUCCAAACCACGACCACAAAGGUUCUUACACCGUCAAUCAAACCUGCCGUUCUCCAAGGCACGCCCACUAAGGUCCUGCCACCGUCAGUCAAACCCUCUGUUGUCCUAACUCCCCCCGCAAAGAUCCUUGCACCAUCACCCAAACCCGGUGCUGUCCCAGCAACACCCACAAAGAUCCUCACCCCGUCUACGGAAGUUUUAUCCCCUCCAGCCAAGAUUACAAUGCCUACCAAAGUCGUAACUGCUUCAACCCAAGCCACCGGAAAGGAAAAACCGAAAGUGAAGAAUCGAGAGAAGAAGCCACAAAAAAUCAAGACCCGCUCCGGUCGGGUGUCCAGACCACCUAAGCACAAGGUGAAAGACUAUAAGUUUAUUAAAAACGAGGAUUUAGCAGAAAGCCACCAGUCGGACUCGGAUGACUACUCUGAGAUUAGUGUGGAGGAUGAGGAUGGAGAGGAGCGCAGGAAGAAGAGCUCGGAUGUGACCCUCAACCUUCGUGACAAAGCCUUUAAAUGUGAAACCUGUGAGAAAGCCUACAUUGGUGUCGCUGGUUUGAACAGACACUAUAAGCUAAAUCCCACACAUGACAAGAACCAGACAGCCUCCCGAGCAGAAGACGACAGCAACAUUACAGAGGAACAAGCAACAGGAACUGAAGUUCCUGAUUCUAGUCUUGCAAAAGUACAAAGUAUUCAAAAAGUUCAAGAAACUCUGAAUGUCGAAGUCAGGAGACCCGGGCGGCCCAGAGGACCAGGGAGACCUGGUCGCCCUAGAAGGCCUGGUCGACCACCUAAGAGAGGACGUCCAGGACGGCCACCCAAAUAUCCCGGAGGAAUGAGUUUGGAGCAACAAGCACAAAGACAGAGAAAUCGUCUGAGAGAAUUUAUUAAGCAGUACGAUGAUGAAGACCUCAUGGAAAUAGUUCUUCCACGUCUAGCCAGAGUCAUGACCGUAUGGGAGUUUGUGUUGAUGAAGGUGGAAAAGGGCUAUCCAUCAAAGCAACAGUUCCCUAGUGUGUAUCGAGAGUUUGAGCAACUACACAGCCAGGUGAAAGAGAUGGCCCUGGAGUAUCUUCAUACUUCACCAGCCAGUCGGCCAGCUAUAGAGGUCAACAACAUGGGGGUUUUACAAUCUCUAGGUAUAACAGAUCCUAAUGCGCUGAAACUCCUGAAUUCCUCAGAAGGGCAACAGAGUCAAAAGACAGAUCAGCCAGAGAUAAGAACAAAUCAAGCCACCAAGAGCCUGCGGAACAUUGAGAAUGCCAAAAUGUUGCCUCCUGCAAAAAGGUUCAAGAUAGAAAACUGCAACGAGGAAACAAACGGCUAUCAAGUUAACCAGAAUGGCAUCCAGAAGGAUGAGACAGCAGAUGUCUCCUCUGUGCUCCGAAAGCCUCAGGUGGUGUUGACCAGACUGGAGAACUUGACUUCUGUAGGUGUAACUGCUGAAGAUGGCACACAGAACAUCGAAAAUGCUGCUCCCCCGAGGACGGAGGAAGAACCGAUGGAAACAGAUCCCCCACCUUCUGAUUCCGACAAUACGAAACCUGACGAAGACCCCGAUCCGGAGAUCUCCAAGGUUCUAAACAGCAGCGUGGCUGUCGAUAUCGCAGAUCAGAUGAAACAACUGGAACAGGCUUUGAGCACAGACCUAGAAUGUAAGAACUCCCAAGAACCCCCUCUGCAAGAGGUUCAAGAGGCCCAGGCCGAUGCUCUUGAAGAGCCCGCAGCCAAUCAGGAGGUCCAGGCUGUACUUGAGCAAGAAUCUCCGGUUAUUAUCCAGACGGCCGAGGGGCUUGUUAUGCAAAGCGCAGAGGAGUUAGCUGCCAAAGGCAUUGUCAUCGUCAACGGGCCCGAUGGGACCAUGAUGCACAUCGAGGCGCCCGAAGGGGUUCCUUUAGAGACCGUUCACGCCCUGCUCGGCAUUGAAACCGAAAGAAAGACUUGAUUGAUUCGCAUGAUCAAUUCCUGUUCUUGUCCAUUAAUCACAACAAGAAUACGUUCUUUCUGUGUAAUGGUGUUUUUCAAUGAACUUUUUAUUGCAUUCUUUGUAAAUUUGUAUAAAAAAACAGUAUUAUCCUAAGUGUUUUUUUUUCUGUUUAUAUGAAAAUGUCAGCGUUCUUUUGGAAUUUAAGACCAUGUUGAUUUGUGUUUGCAUAUCUUAACUACAAUUUGUUUUUGGAGUCCUUAUCUAUGUAGCUGGUUCAGCAGUGUAAUGUGUUUUUUAAAGGGAUAGAUCCCCCAAUUAUGAAAAUUCUGUCAUCAUUUACUCCACCUCAGAUUGUUCCAAAACUUUAUAAAUGUCUUUGUUCCGCUAAACACAAAGGAAGAGAUUUGGAAAAAUACUAGUAACCAAACAAUUUCAUCCCCCAUUGACUGUCAUAGUAGGGAAAAUAAAUACUACACGAGUCAAUAGGAUACAGCCUAUGUUUGGUUACUGACAUUAUUCCAAAUAUCUUUCUUUUUGUUUAGCAGAACACUGACAUUUAUACAGGUUUGGAGGUAAACUGACAGAAUUUACAUUUUUGGGUGAUCUUUCCCUUUAAGGAGAAUGAAACUGAUGAGUUGACACACUGAAAAUUUUGGAGGGUUUCCUCAUGGUUUCAUUUGGUUAAAGCCAUGCUUUAUUGGUGCUUAUGAGAAAGAAAUCUGCCAAAUUCAAUUAUUGCAAGAUUUAGAAAUGAGAAACACAAAAGUGUCUAAAAAACACUUUAUUUGUCCACACAUUAUUCCAUUUAGUGAAAUAUAUAAAGAAUAGUUUAUGUCGGAGACCCAAGCUAUAGUUGCAGUUCAGUGAUACCACAUGAUAAGUCAUUUUUAUUCACACAAGUUUCAUUAUCAAUUAGUUCCCUUUAGUUUUGGACCGAAAACACAAUAUUUUGUUUUUUUCGUCUUACAUGGUAACAGGGUGGAUGUUGCUGUUUUAUAACAUGUCACUCCAAACAGCGACAGAUAGCUCUAGAUUUGUAAAACAAAGGGAAGACAUGAUGCGCUUAUAGUAUUAAACGGCAGCCGCGGCUAUGUUCUGUUGUUUAUGUAACUUAGUUGUUUGUCAAGUGCAAGUCAUUUGAAAAGUUGUUGCACUAUUUUAUUACUUUUUAUAUAAUCUCUGGUUUACUGUUUUUUGAAACAUCUCGGCAUUUUUAAUACAAAGGGACAUGUUCAAACAUGACAUUAAAACUUUUGUGAGUGAG